UUUAAAAUUUGACGUGAGAAAGGCGGUGGUGGUAUCAGCAUGCUGCUGUAGAACUUUCAACCACAUGGUUGUGAUUUGCUCCUAAGCAUUUGUCUUGAGGCUUCACUUUCGAUCUAUCUUUUCCAUGGAUUUUGUUAGUGAUCGGUACCAGAAAAUAGACGGCGGAAACUUUGAAGUGUUUCUGAGUUUCAAAGGGGAAGAUACGCGUGCUUCUUUCACUUCGCAUCUCUACACUGCUCUUCAGAAUGCAGGAAUCUUUGUUUUCAAAGAUGACGAGUCACUUCCACAGGGAAAGCAAAUUUCUCGUUCUUUGCGGCAAGCGAUUGAAGAGUCUCGAAUUUCUAUUGUUGUUUUCUCAAAAAAUUAUGCAGAGUCGUGGUGGUGUUUGAAAGAGUUGGAAAUAAUAAUGGAGUGUCACAAAACAACAGGCAAUGUGGUACUACCAGUGUUUUACGACAUUUAUCCCUCUGAAGUACGUCAUCAAAAAGGUGACUUUGGGGAAGCAUUUCAACGUCUUUUGAGCAAGUUUUCUAAAGAGGAAGAGCAAAAAGUCCUGGAUUGGAAGCAUUGUUGGUGGAAUACUCUUCGUGAGAUUUGUAACAUCUCAGCUGUUGAAAUCCUAUCUCCCAGUAGGAUUGAAAGGGUAGACAAACUCGACAACCAGUGGGAAAAGACACUUCUUGAGGUUGUUCAGAUCUCAAAGAUUUUAGACUUAAAUCCAAGGGGGAAAAUGAAGAUUGCUGAUAGUAUAGAGAUCCUCGUGAGGCAGUCGAAGGAGGGACUUUUUAAAGGAGCUGAAAUCUCAUUUAGAGAAGAGAAGGUUUAUGAUAAGAUGGAUUUCCUCAUGAAGCAAUGGAGGGAGGUAUUUUGUGAGCCUUUUCGCAAUUCAGAGGUUGCACUAGAUCCAUGUUUUCUGGUUCUACACGUGAAGCAUUUUAGGGAGACACUUUUUGAGGCUGCUGACAUCUCAGGGGACCUAGUCUUGAAUUCCUGCGGAGAAAUGGAGAUUACUUAUGCUAUAGAACUCCACAUGAAACAUUGGAGGAACGCAUUUUCUGAGGAAGCUGGUACCAUCUUGGAUUCCAUUUAUAUACGGUACCUCCGGGAUAAAUCUGUAGUGGGGAUGGUUCAUUCUGAGAUACGGAACCUCCGGGAUCAUUGGCGGGAGAAAGUUUGUGAGGCUUAUGAUAGAUCUGGGGAUAACCAACUAUAUUCCAGGAGAAAAAAUGACAUAGAACUCCACUUGGAGAAUUGCACUAAGGCACUUCUUGAGGCUACUGACAUCUCAAAACGUGCAGUCUUUGUAUCAAGUUAUAAAAAGCUGAAGGCUUACAAUCGGAUAGAGAGCCUUGUAAAAUAUUGGAAGAUCGCACUCUGCGAGGCUGUUGAAAUUUCGAGGUUGGUAGUCGAGCACUACAGAGGAAUAACGGAUAAUGAGGUCAAUUACAUUGAGAAGCAUGCUAGGGACGCACUUCGUGAGGCUGCUGGCCUCCCCGGGAAUGUAAUCCUCAAUUUUAGGAAUGAAAGUGAGGCUGUGAAAAAUAUUGUUAAAGAUGUUACACGUUUGUUGGACAAGACAGAGUUGUUUGUUCCCAAUAAUCCUGUCGGAGUAGAAUCUCGAGUGCAGGAAAUGGUUCAAUUGCUAGAACAAAAACAAUCAAACGAUGUUCUACUACUUGGGAUAUGGGGGAUGGGAGGCAUUGGAAAAACAACUAUUGCAAAAGCAAUUUACAAUAAGAUUGGGCGAAAUUUUGAGGGAAGGAGUUUCCUUGCAGAUAUUAGGGAGGUUUGGGGGCAAGAAGCUGGCCACGUUUCUUUACAACAACAACUUCUAUCUGAUGUCUACAAAGAAAACAGAAUAAAGAUACAUAACAUUGAAUCAGGAAAAGUUAUACUAAGAGAAAGACUUCGCCGUAAAAGGAUACUUCUUAUUCUCGAUGAUGUAAAUAAAUUACAGCAAUUAAAUGCUUUGUGUGGAAAUCGUGAAUGGUUUGGUGCAGGGAGUAGAAUAAUCAUCACAACCAGAGACAUACAUUUACUUAGAGGGAAAAGAGUUGAUCAAGUUUUCACAAUGACAGGAAUGAAUGUAGAUGAAUCUAUUGAGCUUUUUAGUUGGCAUGCAUUCAAACAAGCAAGUCCCAAAGAAGAUUUUAUUGAACUUUCAAGAAACGUAGUUGCUUAUGCUGGGGGCUUGCCACUUGCUCUUGAAGUUCUUGGGUCUUAUUUGUUUGAUAUGGAGGUAACAGAAUGGAAGAGUGUAUUGGAAAAACUUAGGAAAAUUCCUAACGAUGAAGUACAGGAGAAGUUAAAAAUAAGCUAUGAUGGUUUAAGUGAUGAUACUGAGAAAGGAAUAUUCCUUGAUAUAGCAUGUUUCUUUAUAGGAAAGGAUCGAAAUGAUGUUAUACAUAUAUUGAAUGGUUGUGGACUUUUCGCAGAAAAUGGAAUACGUGUCUUGGUAGAGCGAAGUCUUGUAACUGUGGAUGAUAAGAACCAACUUGGAAUGCAUGAUUUGCUACGGGACAUGGGAAGGGAAAUUAUUCGUUCAAAAUCUCCAAUGGAGCUCGAGGAGCGUAGCAGGUUAUGGUUUCAUGAGGAUGUGCUUGAUGUGUUAUCAAAAGAAACUGGAACAAAAUUUAUUGAGGGAUUGACUUUGAAGUUACCUAGAAGUAAUACAAAAUCUCUGAGCACUAAAGCAUUUAUGAACAUGAAGAAACUCAGGUUGCUGCAACUUUCUGGUGUAGAACUAGUUGGAGAUUUUGAAUAUCUCUCUAAAGACCUGAGAUGGCUUUGUUGGCAUGGAUUUCCUUUUGCCUCCAUACCGACAAGCUUUUAUCAAGGAAGUCUAGUUUCUAUCGAGUUAGAAAAUAGUAAGAUUACCAUGGUGUGGAAAGCGACUCAGCUGAUGGAGAAGUUGAAAAUUCUUAAUCUUAGCCAUUCUCAUUAUUUAACAAAGACACCAGACUUUUUGAAUUUGCCUAAUCUUGAAAAGCUUAUACUCGUGGAUUGUCCAAGGCUGUCUGAAGUUUCAUAUACCAUUGGUCAUCUCACCAAAGUUCUACUAAUAAACUUUCAAGAUUGUAUUAGCCUUUGUAACCUUCCAAGAAGUAUCUAUAAGUUGAAAUCUCUUAAAACACUCAUUCUUUCGGGUUGUCUAAAGAUUGACAAGUUGGAAGAGGACCUAGAAGAGAUGGAGUCUUUGACAACCCUUUUUGCUGACAAGACUGCUAUAAGAAGGGUGCCCUUUUCAAUAGUCAGAUCUAAAAGUAUUGGAUAUAUUUCAUUAUGUGGUUAUGAAGGAUUUUCACGCGAUGUGUUUCCCUCUAUCAUUUGGUCUUGGAUGUCACCUGUAAAUAGUCUCUCUUCUCGUGUUCAAACAUUGGUGGACAUGUCUUCUCUUGUUUUUUUAGAUGUACAAAAUAGCAGUUCCAAUCAGCUAUCAUACAUAUCUGAGGAACUUCCAAAGCUUCAAAGUCUUUGGAUUGAGUGUGGUUCGGAUCUUCAACUUUCUCGAUAUACAAAGAUUAUUUUGGAUGCUUUAAAUGCGACAAAUUCUGAAGAAUCGGAGUCAUAUGGAACAACAUCACAAAUGCAGAAUGUAUUUACGUUAAUUGAAUGCAGUUCAAGAUCAAAAUUGUUUGAGAAGACACUUUUAAUUCAAAUGGGAGGGAGUUGGGAAAUCACACAUAUUCUAAAACAGAGAAUUUUGCAGAAUAUGACUACGAGUGAUGGCGGUGAUUGUUUGCUACCUGGCGAUAGUUAUCCAGAUUGGUUAAGCUUCAGCAGCGAAGGUUCUUCUGUGACUUUUGAAAUUCCUGAAGUGAAUGGACGUAGCUUGAAGACAAUGAUGUGCCAUAUCCAUUAUUCUUCCCCGGACAGUAUAACAUCAGACGGCCUGAAAAAUUUGUUGGUGAUAAAUCACACAAAGAGCACCAUUCAGCUUUAUAAGAGAAAUGCAUUAGCGGCGUUUGAUGAUGAGGAGUGGCAGAGGGUACUAUCAAACAUUGAUACUGGAAACCAGUUCGUAGUGGUGCGGUGGUGUGGUGGUGUAGUGCGGUGUGGCUGUUCGUGCUGUUCAUGGUGAGGUGGUGUUCGUGGUGUUGUUCGUGCGGUGCUAUUCGUGGUGCAGAUCUUUGUUGGUUACCCUCAGGGGAAGAUGAUAAUCGUUCAGGCUAAAACGAAUGUCUGUAUAACGGAUCUCUGGCCUAUCCGAUGACAGAUUUUGCAAGUCUGUUUCAAGGCCGGCCAAACGGAUAUCGGACAUGUGUGGAAGAUUUCAUUAAAGCUAUAUUUACAUACUCGCCUUUAAGAAAAGCAUGUUUAUGGAGGAUACAAAAUGCGAGCUUUUAAGAUUCAUCUAACUUCGUGUUGAAUCUUUAAAUCACGAAGAACACACUGGAGUUUGAGAUUUAGAGAUGAUCGAACACCUUGGCAAAGGCAUGUUGGAGUUUGAGUGAUAAGUGUGAAAAUGAGUUAUUUUUACACUUAUAAAUGAUCUCAAUUUUAUAAUUAUUCAUGUUAUUACUCAAUGAAAAGUUGUAAUAGGAAGUAGAUUGUUUCAUAAAUUAUUAUUUAGGAAAAGUUGUAUAAAUUGGAAGUUGUCAACCAAUUAUCACAAAGCGGAAGCAAAAAUUCACAGAACCAGGAAAAUUAAUUCGCACAACGCACCAAUACUUGUGCGCUGAGCGAAUUAUAUCAGUUAAAAGGAGGUUUCAAUUUUUAAAUUCGCAUAGCACACCACUGUGCGCUUAGCGAAUUAGAGUAGUUGAGUGCAUGAAUUAAAAUUAAUUCGCACAACGAAUACACUCUUGUGCGCUGAACGAAUUAAAAUAAUUAACUGCUCUUAAAAGAUGUGACAGACAAGAAGAAACCAUCUCCUGACAGGAAAAAUAGAAGAACGCUCUGGACAACUGGAGAAGACCAUCAGGAAACCCUUCAAGACAUCAAGACUUCACUUUCUGCAAGGAAUUGCUGUAAAGAGUACGUUUUAGAUGUCUAGGAGAGGCUAGUUUUUCUGUUCAUUGGAAUUGG
This is a messenger RNA of Vigna radiata var. radiata (mung bean), 5028 nucleotides long. RefSeq names its product TMV resistance protein N. Bases 125 to 4081 code for a protein of 1318 amino acids. The record is from RefSeq and is a predicted model, not a curated record. Gene Ontology annotation, biological process: defense response; signal transduction. The transcript is spliced from 17 exons. NCBI's taxonomy places the organism in Eukaryota, Viridiplantae, Streptophyta, Magnoliopsida, Fabales, Fabaceae. Gene Ontology annotation, molecular function: ADP binding; ATP hydrolysis activity.